UAGUUUUUUGAAUUCGGGCUCCCUCCUCCUCCAUGACUUCGAACCGACCGUAGAUGGAAAUCAAGAACGCCGGCGGCGACGCUCCCACCAUCGCCACCGACGCUCGCUCCAUCGGCGCCGAGCUCGUCCCGGGCUGGGACCAGCCCUUCACCGCCCAAGAACUCGACGCCAUCGAAGCCGCCGUCGAGACCGCCGUCUCCAAGAAGCGGCGCUCCGUCUCCGGCGCCGGGAACGACGGCGAGGAUCGCCCCGGCGGGGUCCGACGGCGUCUGCCCGGUUCAUUCUCUUCGCAACAUAGUAUGCGGGUUAAACUCCCCAUGAUGACAUUCGGAGGUCGGAUUGCGUACAGCCGGAGUGCUACUGAUGUGGAGAGAGCCGCGGCCGAGCUUUUGAAGAAAAUCAAUGCCAUGAAAAGUGUAAUGGAUCAAGUCAUAAUUGGCUUUGACAUUGAGUAUAGGCCCACAUUUCAAAAAGGUGUUCAACCUCGGAAGACGGCAGUAAUGCAGAUUUGUGGUGACAAUGACCACUGCCAUGUGAUGCAUGUUAUUUAUUCUGGUGUACCUCCCAGUUUGAAGCUUAUUUUAGAGGAUACAAGUGUAUUAAAGGUUGGAGCAGGCAUAGCUGGUGAUGCUAGGAAGGUGCUUAAGGAUUACAAUGUAUCUGUCAAUGCUUUUCAGGAUCUUUCAGAACUUGCUAAUCAAAAGCUUGCCAUGCCUCGUUAUAGGUGGGGUCUUGCAUCUCUAACCGAGGUGCUUCUAAAUAAGCAGCUGAACAAAUUCAUGAAAAUUAGGUGCGGAAAUUGGGAGGCUCUUUUUUUAUCAAAAGAACAACAACUUUAUGCUGCCACCGACGCAUUUGCUUCUUGGCAUCUAUAUCAGGGGGCAGCUAAAUCUUGUGUUGUCUGGUUGCAUAAUUUGGCAUCACAUGCAGGUCUUAAAGAGCCUGCCAGAUGCACAAAGGAACGACAUUGAGAAUAACGAAGAGAAACUGACUGUUGCACUGCCAUAGUUACCUUUGAGAUAGCCUGGCAUCUGAACAAGGUGUUGCUAACCUCUUUCUCAUCCUUCAGUCCGAUUUUAUGCUGUGGGGACAAGAACAGAUUGUGGAAGCAGGGGAGUCACUGCAAAUUGCACAGUCCACAUCUUUCUUCCCUUUUGAUCAAUAUAGUACUGGACCAAUUCGUUACUGUAUGUUCAUGAUGGAUGAGAAGUGCUUCGUCCCCACAUAUAUUGGCCCAACUUCAGUGUGAAGUGUCCCCUUUUAGUGGAGUUGGGACAGAGGUAAGAUGACCGGCUCCAUGUUCUGAUAUUUAUCUCUCUCCAUGAAAAAGAGAGUAGGGCCGAACUUAUUGGAUUGCCAUGUAAGAAAUUGGUUAAUUGGAGUUCGGUGAUUUUGGACAUCUGGGUUCUUUCUUUAUAUAAUUUCUAUAAGAAAUAAGAUGACCUUCGAAACCAAAAUUUGGCCGGUCAUUGAUUGGAAACUUCUCAAGUAGACAAAUUUGAGUAGAAUGAGUUCCUAUCAGUAUUUUUUUCUUCUUGUACGUGAUUUGUGGCAAUUCAAUUUUGUCUUGUUGUACGUGAUUUGUGGCAAUUCAAUUCUGUCUUGUUGUAAGCUGUGACAAGAGUGUGCAGCCGGAUUUCAAAACAGUUGUUCCCGAUUCGGUUACUCGAGGAUCAAUGAGUAAAACCAGUAUACUCCCCGUCA
Messenger RNA from Eucalyptus grandis, 1704 nucleotides. RefSeq names its product Werner Syndrome-like exonuclease. The record is from RefSeq and is a predicted model, not a curated record. The coding region runs from base 54 to 971 and encodes 305 amino acids. Gene Ontology annotation, molecular function: nucleic acid binding; 3'-5' exonuclease activity. NCBI's taxonomy places the organism in Eukaryota, Viridiplantae, Streptophyta, Magnoliopsida, Myrtales, Myrtaceae. The transcript has 7 exons. Gene Ontology annotation, biological process: nucleobase-containing compound metabolic process.